AUGAAAAUAAAAUAUUUUUUAAAAGAUUUAAUACCAUUUUAUAAUAAACCAAAAUUAGAAAUUCAAAGAAAUUUAUAUUAUAGUUUUUUUAUAUCAAUAAAUCUUACUCUUAGUGUAUUAUUUUUAGUUAUUCCAGUUUUUCGAAAUUUUUUUAAUGUUUAUUUUGCAGUUUUCAAUACAUUAUUUGUUUGUGUUGGAGUUCAAAGUUCUCAAUCAUUUUAUGUAUUAAUUAAAAAUCAAUUUAGAAUAUUAUUAUCAGUUAUAAUUGGAUUGGUGGUUGCAUAUAUAUCACACAUUUUAACAUUUAAUCAUGUUUGGACAUCAGUAUUCAUAACACAACCAUUCAUUUUCAUUACAAGUGGUAUAAUGAUUGAAUCGACUUUAUUACCUUACAAUAUUGGUAAACUUAUGUAUAUACCAUACUUUAAUUUAGUUUAUUUUAAUAAUCCUUCAAGUAGAUUCGAUGUUAUACCAUUUUUAAAAUUUUUAUUAACUGGUGUAACACCAUUAUUCUUGGUAUUAGUAACUGGAAUUAUAUUCAAUAUGGAAUUCUCAUCAACAUACUUUAUUCAAACUUCAAAAACCAUAUUAAAAACCAAUAGAAAAUUCGUAUCAAUAAUUGAAAGAGAAUUUGAAAUUAAAACAUUGGAAGCAAUUAAUUAUCCAUUAAAAAAUUCUUAUCAAAAGAAUAUUGUUAAAAAUUUAACUAAUAGAAUAGAUUUUGAAAAUAAUAAAAAUAAUUUAAAUGAAAAUUCUCCAAUAAUUGUAAAUCAAAAAGAUGAAGAAGAUGAACAAUUAAAAAAAAAGAAAAUUUCAUUUCAAAUUCCAAUAUUUUUAAAACCAAAAAAUCAAGAACCUUUAUCACCUUUAAAUUAUAUUGUUAAAAAAGUUCAUUUAAAUGAUAAUGGAUCACCAACUUCAAGUUUAAAUACUGAAUUUACAACAACAUCAACAAUUGAUAAAAAAUCAUUAAAAAUAAAACCACCACCACAUUUAAAUUUAAAUGGUGAAAAUCAAGAAGUACAUGAUAAACAUGUUAUAGGAAAAGAAUCAAUAUCACAAUCAAAAACAAUAACAACAACAACAACGACAAUGAAUAAUGAUGGAUUUAAUAAAACUCAUAACUUUUUUAAAAUUACAAUGGAAAAAUUAAAUAUUGUUUCAUCAAGAAAUUUAAAUAAUAUGGAGAAAUAUUUAGUUGAAGCAAAAAAAGAAUUUUGGAAUAUUGAUUUAUUUGGUUAUUUUAAUGAAUUAUCAUAUCUUUUAGAAACAAAUCAUAAAAAACUUUUAACAAUUAAUACGGCGGUAUUAGAAAAUAUUGGUUCUGAAACUUCACAAACUCUAUUAGAGAUAUUGCCACAUUUAAAUACAUUAAUUUCAACACUUGUAAAAAUAUUUAAAAUUAUGGAAAAACAAAUUGGUAAAAAGUAUAAACCUGCUCAAUUUACAACACAAUUGAUUAAUGAUGAAAAUUUUGAUACUUCUUCAUUUUUUCAAAGUAUUGAUAUGAAGAAUAUUUCAGAUAUUAAUGAUUUAAAAAAAGGUAAACAUUUUUUAAAAUCAACUGAAUCAAUUCAAAGAAUUAGUAAUCUUAGAAAAUAUAAAACUUUAGAAUAUUCUCAAUAUAAAAUUUUAAUUUGCUUUGAUUGUGUUGAUAAAACAAUUAAAGAUAUUAAUAAUAUAUUGGGCGAAGUUUAUGAUCCGGAAACUUCAUUUUCUGUUAAAAACAUUGAUGAAGAGACAAGAGUGAAUUUCUUAAUAUCAGCAUUUAAAAAGUUUUCAAAAGAUCAAAAAGUUUUAGCAUCAACAGUUUUCCUAUUAUCACAUAAACUUUGGGAUAAGAAAUCUGGUAGACGUCAACAUAUUACAAUGAUUACUAAAACUUUCUCAAAAUGGUAUAUUAAUAUUUUAAAAAUUAAAAUUAAAAUUUCAAAAGUAGAUUAUCCAAAAGAUUUUCCUCAAUUUCAUAUAACUUUAAAAGAAAGAUUUAAAAUCAUUUGGAAAAUAAUUGAAAAGAGAGUAUUAGGUAAAUGGAGAUACUCUUUGUCUUUCUCAAUUGGUGUUAGUGUAUUUUCAAUUAUUUAUUAUGAAUUAAAAAUUCAUAGUAAUUUUAUUUUAUUUAGAAAUUUAGCAUGGGCUGUAAUUACAUAUUCUUUAGUUAGCACACCAACUGUAGGUGCAUUGACAUUUUAUUCUAUACUUCGUGUUAUUGGUGCUGUACUGGGCUCAAUUUUAGGCUACGCAUGUGCAGAGAUUUACUCUAGAACCACAGAUCCUGGAAGAGCAUUCAUUUUUACAUUUUCAACAUUUCUAUUUACAUUUUUAAGUUGUGUAAUGACAAGAGCAAAAAGUUUUGAAAAAUUAGUUACAUUUUUUAUAAUUUCUUUUGUUGUUAUUGCAUUUCUUGCAUAUCCUUCAAAUUCACCAUCAGUGAUUACAUCACUUUUAAGAAUGAUGCAUAUUCUAUUUGCAGUUUUAUUAGUACUUAUUAUAUCUUUACUAUUUAGUCCAUUUUAUGAACAUAAACAAUUAAAAUUGAAUCUUUAUCAAUUUCCAUUUAAAAUCACUCAAUCAUUUAAUUUCUUAAUUUGUAAUACAUUAAUUGAUCCAAAUGUUUUACCAGCAGAAUCUAGACAAUUAUUUUAUAGAGCAAGUAAAUUUAAUUAUAUUCAACAAAGUUUACCAAUUGAAAUGAAUCAAAAACAAUUUAAAGAAUUAUUAUCAAAACAAUUAAAUCUAUUACGUUAUCAAAUUCCAAUUCAAAGAACUUUAUUAUUUCAUUCACGUUAUGAAUUAUUACCAUUUCAAAAAAGUAAAUAUUAUCAUCUUAGAAGAUUACUUUAUACUGAAACAAAAUUAUUUCAUAGUUUAUUAGCUUUAGAAUUUAUAACAAUUUCUGCUUUACCAAAAAAACAUUUAAAUGAAAUUGGUAAAUUAAUUACAAAUAAUUUAUUAAAAUUAAUGUCAGAAUUGGAUUAUUCAACAAGAUCAUAUAUGAUAAAUAUUAGAUCAACUUUAAAGAAUGAAAGAAUUGUUCAAGAGAAUCAAAGUAAAAAGAUAUGUAAUGAAAUUGCAAGAGAUAUUGGUGAAUAUAUUUAUAAAAAUCGUUAUGAUAGAGAAUCAUUAAAUUUACUUCGUUAUUGUAGUGCAAUUAUAUUUUGUUUAAUUUCAUUUAUAGAUUUAUUUAAUUUAGUAUUUGAUAAAGUUGUAAAAUUAUCAAAAACAACUGUAUUUAAAAGAAAUGAUCAUUUAAAUAUUUAUUCACAACAACAGGAAGAGGAAGAAGAAGAAUUAAAAAUACCAACUACAAUGAAAUCACCACAUAUCACUGAAUUAAUGAAUGAAAAUGCAAUUAAUGAAAUUAUGGAAAAAAGAGAUCAUCAAAUUAAAAAAGAAACAGAUAUACCUGAUAAUUUAUUGGAUAAUAUUAUCGAUUCAACUAAUGACCAUGAUUUUAAAGACGAAGUUUAUUUCAAUACAACUGAUAACCUUGAUGAAAGUGGAGAAUUUGAAAUUAUUACUGAUAUUAUUAAUGAUCAAUCUUCUCCACCUAAAAAUAUUGGUAGUCCAUCUCAAUAA
This is a messenger RNA of Dictyostelium discoideum AX4, 3579 nucleotides long. RefSeq lists its product as hypothetical. Lineage: Eukaryota; Evosea; Eumycetozoa; Dictyosteliales; Dictyosteliaceae. Gene Ontology annotation, cellular component: membrane. The record is from RefSeq and is a predicted model, not a curated record. The coding region runs from base 1 to 3579 and encodes 1192 amino acids. The transcript has 3 exons.